This is a messenger RNA of Suillus clintonianus, 357 nucleotides long. RefSeq lists its product as uncharacterized. The transcript has 2 exons. The annotation marks the transcript as partial. NCBI's taxonomy places the organism in Eukaryota, Fungi, Basidiomycota, Agaricomycetes, Boletales, Suillaceae. The record is from RefSeq and is a predicted model, not a curated record.
CCCAUGCACAUACGGCUCAUCAGCCCGGAAUUUCCCUGGACGUUUAACAUCGGGCCCAGUGCCAAAGAAGAGGGUGUGACAUGUUUUGACGUUCUCGCUGCGCUGCACGUUGCAUUACAGUGCCCGCUCACGGACACAGAGUGGGGCACCGCUAGUGACGAUAAACGUGCGACACGCACUAGCCUUGCACCUGGUGCCAAUGUGCCACAAGAGCCGCUGCUGCUCCGUGUCGACUGGCUUGGAUCCCGCGUAGCAUUUCUGGGACUUGUCAAGGAUGACGCGUUUGCGAGGAGUAGGCUCAUUCCGGGCGGUGGGCAGCCGCCUGAGACGUGGGUAGUGAAGUUCCGGAGAUUAUGA